Molecule: messenger RNA, 2559 nt
Organism: Rhododendron vialii
Lineage: Eukaryota; Viridiplantae; Streptophyta; Magnoliopsida; Ericales; Ericaceae
Exons: 6
Coding region: 339-2240 (633 amino acids)
Source: RefSeq, a predicted model, not a curated record
CCCUCUCUCUCUCCUCUCUCUCUCUCUCUCUCCCUGUGAAUUGGCACACCCGUUUCUUUCGCCACCGACUUCGAAGGGCGCGUCCCCGCCACGCUCUUCAACGGUCUUCGUCUCCCCUCGUCUCUCUUCCCCCCAAAACCCCCCUCUCCGUUCUCUCUCUCUCUCUCUCUCUCUCUCUCUCACACACACACACACACACACACACACUCUCUCUCUCUCUCUCUAGACUUUUUGAAGUGAUGAAGUGAUUAUUUACUUCUCGCUGUUGGUCGGGAGCCCUCGGUACUUGAAAAUCUCACUUCAGAGCUUUCGAUUUCAGUGGAAAUUAACACCGCACAAUGGUUGAGAAGAGGAAGAAGCAAAGCAAGGGCACAAUCUGUGAAGGAGACGUCUCCACUCUGCUUCAAAGGUAUCCUGCGACAACAGUGCUCACAUUGCUUCAGGAAGUGGCUCAGGUUCCGGAUGUGAAGAUUGAUUGGAAUGAGUUAGUGAAGAAGACUUCAACUGGAAUUUCCAAUGCAAGGGAGUAUCAGAUGCUGUGGCGACAUUUGGCAUAUCGGGAUACUAUAGCCGAAAGAUUAGAUGAUGGGGCCGAUCCUCAGGACGACGAUAGUGAUUUAGAUUAUGAGUUGGAAGCUCUUCCCCCUGUUAGUAGUGAAGCUUCAACAGAGGCUGCAGCUUGUGUGAAGGUACUGAUAGCUUCUGGCUCACAAAGUGACACCAAUCUCCCAAAUGGUUCAACAGUUGAGGCUCCAUUAACAAUAAACAUACCUAAUGGCCAAUCAUCGAGAGGCCCUUCAGAAAAUUCACAAAUGCAAGGGACAAACAUUACAGUUCCAGUCUCUGUUCAAAAACAACCACUGCCUAUAGUAACAUCUGCUGAAGUAUUUGAUGCAAAUGGAUCAGCAAGUGGAAACCUGCCUCCUCGAAAGAAACGAAAACCUUGGUCUGCAGCAGAGGAUCAGGAAUUGAUUGCUGCUGUUCAGAAAUGUGGCGAAGGGAAUUGGGCAAAUAUUUUGAAAGGAGAUUUUAAGGGUGACAGAACUGCUUCACAGCUGUCUCAGAGGUGGGCCAUUAUCAGGAAGCGAAAGGGCAAUUUGAACAUGGGCAGUGGCUCACAUCCUUCUGAGGCUCAGCUGGCUACUCGCAGAGCUGUUUCUCUGGCCCUCGACUAUCCAAUUGUGGACAAUUUGACGGCAGCUUGUUCAAACGCUGGGACAAAUCCCAACAAUACAUCCAGUCACUCCCUUCAUCUUGCUAUGGAAGCCUCCUCAGUUGCCCAAUCCCAACAUCCGUCUCGACAAGAUUCUGCCCCUUCAACUUCGUUAAAGUCUCGAGUAAUGCUAAAGAGACCAUCGACGAAACCUUCUCUUAGCCCUGAUGCUAUGGUCAAAGCUGCUGCAGUUGCUGCUGGGGCCCGCAUUGCUACCCCAUCUGAUGCCGCCUCGCUGCUUAAAGCUGCACAGGCAAAGAAUGCCGUCCAUAUCAUUCCCGGUGGGGGUUCUUUGUCCAAAUCAUCAGUGGGAAGUGCAUUGCCUCCUAAUGUUCACUUUAUUCGUACUGGACUAACGGCCCCGCCACCUUCCACCUAUUCUACUGUCCCUACUAGUGUCUUGCGGCCCUGUGGAACUCUACAAGCACAUAACAGCUCUUUAAAACCUGCACCUCCUACAGUUUCCGUGCUGACUGCCACAGAAUUGAGUCCUACGGUUGAUUGUCAAAUGGAGGAAAUGACUGAUGUUCUUACUCCCACUGCAUCCGGUGACCUGAAGUCUAAUGACAUUUGUAAUUCUAGCUCAUCCAAUCCAUUGAAUGGGCAACUCCAAGAAGAUGAAGUUGUCGUUUCAGGUGAUUCAUUUGAAGAGAGAGUUCAAGGAGAUCAAGUUUCCGCUGCGGGCAAUUCAUCAAACGAGCAAAUCCAAGAUCAACCUCCUAUUUGUAUCAACAGACUGAAUGAGCAACAUCAAGAAGAUCAAAUACCAAGCUCAGAAACGAUCUUAAAUGUUCGAAAGGAUUUUGUUGAGAACCCAAACUGUUCAUCAACGAAAGCCGGGGGGGAUUAUUGUGCAGUUAUUACUGGCAAAGAGGCAACCACCGGGAGUGAAGAAAGAGAUGGUGAUAAGACAAUAGGCAUGCAGGUUGAGGACGGGGGAGAAAAUCGCUCGGAGAAAACGUGUGAGAAUGAUAGCUCGAGCAUGACAAAAGAUCCAACUAAUGAGAACGUUGGAGUUGCUUGUUGAAGGAGUUGCUGGGGGAGGAGAAGGAAGAGGAAUGCAUUUGUAUAUAAAUGACUACGUUUUUGUGAUCCAGAAAAACUGUGUACUUGUGUUUUUCAUUUGAUAUUGUUUUUUCAGAUGUGAAAUUGGUUCGUCUAAAACAAUGUUGCCGACUUGCUUUGGGCAUGGGCAGAAUUUUGAAUGAGCUAGUUUGUAUUAGUAUUUUCACUAGCCAGAAUGGACCAUGCACGUAGUCUGUGUAGUCAAAUAUCCUACUAUGGUAGCAAUGAUGUAUUUGAUCUUUUUGAGAGAGAACAAAAGUCUGUACGUUCCGGAUCACUAA